Molecule: messenger RNA, 1377 nt
Organism: Saccostrea echinata
Lineage: Eukaryota; Metazoa; Mollusca; Bivalvia; Ostreida; Ostreidae
Exons: 13
Coding region: 11-1363 (450 amino acids)
Source: RefSeq, a predicted model, not a curated record
AAUAUUUGCAAUGGCGUCUUAUGGUCUGUCGCUGCUGGUAACAUGGAUUGUAGCGUACAGCAGUUUUAUCCAAUUAGAGGCAGCACCUUCGAGUUGCUUGGACAAUUUCUUUAUGGACUGUUCAUUACUACAACCAGAAAUGUGCUCACAUGACUGCGUGGCUAAUGAAUUAUGUCCAGGCUUUUGUAACAAGUGCCGAAGAAAAUGCUACAAAUGUGACGCCGUCGACAGACCAGAGGACUGUCACAAUACCACUGUAUGUGAAGCAGACCAGGUCUGUAUUGUAACUCAAACUUUUACUGAAUCCCUGGAGGAAAAAUUCAGGUUAGGAUGUGUCGACAAAAGUAUCUGUAUGAGUCUUUACGGUAGUGUACAGUCCAAAAGGUCUAUAUCAUUUGAUGGCGGAUGUUGUGAUCACAACUACUGCAACAAACAUGACCCGGAUGUCACCACCAUUUAUCCAAUGACAGAAAGGGUAACCACGCCUGCAGCAUCACCUUUAGAACUCUGUCAAGAUAUUGAUACCAAGUUCUGCGCCCAUGGCGGGAGAAAGGAAUGUCAUAUGUCAUGUUUUGAAAAGAUGUGUCCUGUCACGUGUGGGAAAUGCUUGGACUGCCGUAGUUGCUCUGUGGUUGACAACACAGAAGAUUGUAACAUCACCAAAACGUGUAAUCAAUCCGAGGUGUGUAUUGCAAUUGAAACCAGAGAUACACAAACGCAUCGAAAGGUUAAACUAGGCUGUGUUAGUAAAUCAACUUGUGAUCAUUACAAUUUCACUGUCAGAGAAACUCCAGACACUUCCAGAAUCAGUCAUGUAGACGGUUACUGUUGUAAUACUACGAACUGUAACUCAAAGCCCCUGCCUAGUCCGGAAUCUACGACUAUAGCAACUACUAGUACUACCACCCCUAGCCCAGAACCAAAUCCACGGUGUCCACAUCAGAUCCAUGGAUGCCCACCUCACUUUGAUAAGAUUCUGAAUUCCUGCUAUCAAUUUUACCACACAAAAGACACUCAUGAUCAUGCAAAUCGCUAUUGUCAUGGUAGUUGCACUAGACCUGUCAUCAUCAGUAGCACGGACGAGGCACGAGCUAUUACUCAGCACAUCCUCCAAAAUCACUUACCUGGGCCCUAUUGGACAGAUGGAAUUCAACAUGGCAGCCACUUGGUGUGGAAGUCUACCCAAAUGGAAGUCAUGAGUUCCCUCAUUAACCCGCAUAUGCUUCAGUACAAUCACACGAAGCAGUGUCUGCAGUUUGGGAAGGAAACUCAUGAUCAAUUUAGUCCUAACGGACAUUUUUAUUUGGACAGAAAACCAUGUGGAGAAAAUUUUUAUACAAUUUGUGAAUAUGCUCUUAAGUAAAGAAUUCAAUACUG